AAGAUCGCAAGUCCUCGCACUCCUCGCGAGGAACACGCAGCUUCUUAUUAAAAUCUUAAAGUCAAAAUUAACACACGGGACACACGCGAAACGGUUUCAAUUGGCACGAAAUUUCAACAUGCGUGUUUAUAAAUUCAAAUAUUAUUAAAUGUAUAAUUUGUAUUAUAUAUUGUAUGUAGAAGAUGUUAAUAUUGUGUUAUAAUCAUUAUUGAGGAUAAUGUUUAUCAGAUAUUUGCACGAACAAUUUUCUUCGAAAGAUCUUUCUUCUCUGAAACUUCAGAAUGCUGACGAGAUUGGAUACUUCAAGCAGUUGGAAAUGUUCGAUUAAAUUUAUUAAAUCGAUGAUGAAAUGAAUGCUAGACAAACGGAAAGAAAAGUCAAUGCGAUAAUCGAGGAAAUCCUUGACGAAGAUCAGGAAAACAAUUUCGGUGCGACACAAGCUGAAACUUGUCCAGGAGGUUGCGAGAACUUAGGUGACACUCCUGAAGAAACACCCCGGCAGUGUAAAUGCGGCGUGGAGAACUCGUCGAGGUUCUCGCUGCGCGUGAUGGAGGCGAUGCGCUCGCUGCAGCGCGACGUGGACCAGCCGUCCACGUCCACCGCUGAGGAGAUCGCCGACUACAUCCGGACGCAUUAUCGCUACGACGGCGACCUUUACGCUCAGGUGCGGACCGCGCUGAGACAGGUCUGUUCUCAAGGAUUUGUCAAGGAAUUGCUGAGCAACGAGUAUUACUUGGUCGGUCCCAUUAGCCCGACGAAGUGGAAUGGCUGUUCCUUGAAUUGCACAGGUCGCACGGUAGACGACGCGUCGAGGAGACGGGAGAGAAUCGAUGAUCGGAGAAACGGCGUAUGUGAUUGCGCGCGAUUACGCAGAAGAGAUUCUCGCCAAGUUCCGGGAGUUCCGCGCGAAGAAACCCUCAGGACCUUCACUAUCGAUCGCCUCGCCGAGGAACCGAUUUUUCAUUCGACCAGCAUAUCAGCUGACGAAAAGGAUAACGCGGACCGUCGCGUCAGGGAGUUUAACGCCGAUGUCUCGGAUAUCCGAGACUAUCGUCGACGACGUGACGUCAUCGGGAUGGAGCAACGUGACGAUUACGCGGAACCGAUUCCCGGGCCUUCCAGAGAAAUCGUGAGGGCUCUCUCGCCAGCCCCGGCCAGAAAUGCAAAGAAAGCGCGAGUGGAUGAUCGAGGUGUGCAACGCGCCGAUGAGGAAGACGAUGAGACCACGACGGAGGAGGAUGUGGACUGCACUUGUGACGAAGUUGUCACUCAAGAUGAAUAUUCGAGGGUCCAACCUCCUGAUUGUCCUCGCGUUAUCAUUAGGAAUCAGCGGAACGGACGACGUCGUCGCGACGACGCCGUGGAAGACCAAGAAGAUGAAGAGAAACGGAUGGAUGAAGAUGGCGGGGAGGAUGAAGAGGAAAGGAUGGAAGAAGAGGAGGAUGAUGAUGCGGAAGAUAGUGUGUACGAAGAAUUGAGGGUGCGAGUUCCCCGCAGGAGAACCGCGGCACGUGAACGAGAGUUGAAAAGGUGGAUUCGGCGAUGUCGUCAAGAAUGCGAACGACAAAUGCGGAGAGGGCGAUAAUACGAAAAUUCAGGAUUGUAUGAAUACACUUUUAACAGCUUGAAAAAAAAAGUUACUCCUUUAUCUAGAUAAUUAAAAAACAUCCAUAAAUAAUAGCAUAUGGAAAUAAAAUUAA
Wasmannia auropunctata (little fire ant) is the source of this 1700-nucleotide messenger RNA. RefSeq lists its product as uncharacterized. The transcript has 4 exons. NCBI's taxonomy places the organism in Eukaryota, Metazoa, Arthropoda, Insecta, Hymenoptera, Formicidae. The coding region runs from base 350 to 1585 and encodes 411 amino acids. The record is from RefSeq and is a predicted model, not a curated record.